AUGAUUCAAUUUUUCGACCCCAAACACACGAGUCACGGGACAAUUAAGCCGUGCAAGCUUGCGCCUGCGCCGGUACACUUCACAUACACACCGCGAGCCAUCGCGGCACAACGUGGUAUAUCGACACCCGACUCUGUGAAGUGCUUGCGGUCUGUGGGUUGCUUGGGGGUUGAGGGUUGUGGGUAUAAGGGUGUCGGGGGUUGUGUCAGUGACUGUGUGUGGCAUGGGUUAAGAAUGGGAGCAGGACACAGUGCUGAAGGCGAUGGCGCCACCAGCGAUCCGCCCACCCAUAGUCGUAGGAAAACUCAUAAUCGGAGGCGAAGGAAAUAUAAUUCCUUAUAUGAUCGUACUGAGAUCGUAAAGAGCAAGAUGCGAUUAGCGGCCGGUGAUGAGACAACUAGAGCGAAUCCUAACUGGAAGCGAUCCGUUAGAUAUGGUUUUUAA
Danaus chrysippus (African queen) is the source of this 444-nucleotide messenger RNA. Lineage: Eukaryota; Metazoa; Arthropoda; Insecta; Lepidoptera; Nymphalidae. The record is from the annotation of a GenBank genome assembly.